Molecule: messenger RNA, 1095 nt
Organism: Lucilia cuprina (Australian sheep blowfly)
Lineage: Eukaryota; Metazoa; Arthropoda; Insecta; Diptera; Calliphoridae
Exons: 1
Coding region: 195-977 (260 amino acids)
Molecular function (GO): structural molecule activity
Source: RefSeq, a predicted model, not a curated record
UUGAUUUGCAAUCUUUAUUAUCUUACAUUAACAACAUCAACAACGGCGGCAUCGGCAACAACGCAAUCUGUCCGAAGAGAAUUGCAUACAAAUAUUUAGAAUUUCCUAUUCCGGUAAAUAUUACUACAGAAAAUAUUUGAGGUCGGUCAUUGACUAGUUUUGAAAAUAAAUUUAUAUAUACAUACAUAAAUUUAAUGGCGUCACGAGUCGAUUAUAAGAAAAAAUUAAUGGAUUAUAGAAAAUCCAUUGGAACGACAACUCCAAAAACUGUGGCAUUUAAAGAGCCAACUUCGCAAUCAGAUGAAGAUACUUCUUACAAUUAUCCACAUCUACAGCGAUAUCAACAAUUCUUAGCAAUAUCUCCUGAAAAAGAAUCGAUUGAUGAAAAUAGAAAAAGUGCUUCGAGAGAGCCAACGAAUUCAAAAGUGCCAUCGCCACAGCCAUCAGUAGAUAUAUUGCCAACACCUGGAUUUGUAAGGGAAAGCAGUUUUCUGUCAGAACCCAUUGGCCGGUACUCUAACUGGAAUAGUCAUCAUGCUCUUCUUGCCUCUCAGCCAUGGUGCUGUAUUGGUGAUUUAAUGGCGUUUUGUGAUAAAUACGAAUUUAAAGCCAUCAGUGUCACAGAUGUGCAAUCACAUGCCAAUAUAGUCAGUGAAGUUCGAUCAUUACUUAAUGGGAAAGCGCCAUUCGAUAUGCGUCGACGUUUUCCAGGAAACAUCCGAAACGAAGAAAAUCUAUUGGUAUGCAUUGGUCGUUGUCCCAGUAUUGAAUAUCACUUGGAACGAAUAUUGACCGCAUUUCGCCGGCCAUUAAAUAAACUUUCGACGGAGAAACAAAAUGUCGCAAAACAAAAUUUCCACUUAGCCAUUCGAGAAUUACAUCUAGAUAUAUCGGCGCGUAUAUCAGAAAUUCGUCUUUAUGAUCGAAUGAUAUUCGAAAAGGAAUUUCAUUUAAAGUGGCAGGACAGUUUGGAAUAGAAUGUGGAAAAUUGAAUGCCCUUUUUUGCAUGAAUUAUCAUUAAAAAAAAUUUAAAAGUAGAUAUAAAUAAAAAACUUUAAUAGAGUUUUAAAUAUAUUUUAUUUUUUAUAUUUUUAA